ACCGUCACCGUGGAUAUCUCCCUCCUCCUCAAGGCUCCGGACUCAAAUGAGUCUUCACCAUCGCCAACAGGCAUACAGCAGACGCGAUCACUUUCUGUCCCGUCAUCGGGUAAAGAGGAGGGUGCUGCAUAUGCACUUGCCAACCCUAGCACAGGAGGGAGUGGCAAACGCAGCAUGCCUCCCCAUCCAUCAGAGUCUCCUGCUAAGAAGCAGAGCAAGUGGACCUCAGAGGAAGAUGCUCUGAUUAUUGAUCUAAGAGGGGGUGGAAUGAAGUGGGAAGACAUUUCCAAGAGACUUCCAGGACGUAGCGCGAUUAGCUGCCGGUUGCAUUAUCAGAACUACCUGGAAAGACGCAGUGAAUGGGAUGAAGAACGGAAGAACAAGCUGGCGAGACUUUACGAAAGGUUCAAGCCAGAAAUGUGGUCAAAAGUCGCCGAAGAAAUGGCAAUACCAUGGCGCGCCGCUGAGGCAAUGCACUGGCAGCUCGGCGAAGCAGACAUGGCUCGUCGGGCCGGCGUCGUACCUUUCUCCCUCUCCAGCGUCACACUUGACCCGCCACAACCAGGGCACCGGUUAUCACCCCCUCACGGCCACUCACACUCUCAGUCCUACUCCGGAGCACCUAGCGCGGCCCCAACCAAUUCUAGAUACGGCCGACCAAGUACUGCGCAAGGUGUCCCGAGCAGUAUCAGCAGCGGAAGAAGUUCAUCGAGAACGAUUGCAGCCCGAAAGGAAAGCACGCCGAGGUCAGUGCCGCCUCCGAGUCCGGGCGAAGGGCUUGCUUUGGCUGCUAUUGGGGGUGGAAUGGCUAUGGGUAGAGGUGCAGGUCAGAUGCUUCCCAGUGUUGCGGAGAUGACGACGGGUGUCAGUCCGUACAAUGCGCCUGCGUAUGCUAUGUCGAUGCCCAUGGGCGGAGGAUACUCGAGCCCACAGCAGAUGGUCCCUGGUGUAAAUUGGAUGCCUCCUAGACCUGAGAGCAAGAGGAGAGGAAGCCCGGAAGUGGGCCCAAGGGAGACAAAUCGGCGAAGACAGUGA
Molecule: messenger RNA, 1035 nt
Organism: Lachnellula hyalina
Lineage: Eukaryota; Fungi; Ascomycota; Leotiomycetes; Helotiales; Lachnaceae
Exons: 2
Biological process (GO): regulation of DNA-templated transcription
Cellular component (GO): nucleus
Molecular function (GO): DNA-binding transcription factor activity, RNA polymerase II-specific; RNA polymerase II cis-regulatory region sequence-specific DNA binding
Source: RefSeq, a predicted model, not a curated record